ACAAUAGUUUUUAAACCUGUAACCACAGAGGUCCUCUUUGUUGGAAUUUAUAGAUUUGGCUAUGCAGUGCUAAUACUGUAAUACUGUUAUAGCUGUACAUAUAGUGUGCGUCUAAGAGCUUGGCUCUAGCAGUUUGAGAAAUUUGACGGGAAGUAAAGCUUUGAAGAAUGGAUGCGUUAAUUCCAGUUAUCAACAAACUUCAAGAUAUUUUUAACACCAUUGGCUCAGAUUCAAUACAAUUGCCUCAAAUAGUUGUGGUUGGAUCGCAGAGUAGUGGAAAGAGUUCAGUUCUUGAGAAUCUGGUUGGACGAGAUUUUUUGCCAAGAGGAACUGGUAUAGUUACUCGAAGACCUCUCGUGUUACAACUUGUGCAUUUAGAUAAGGGGAAAAAUAAAACAGAAGAAAAUGAUGACAAUUCAGAAGAAGAUUCUGAUAAAGAAAAUGAAAAACCAGGUUUGAAAAACCAUGUAAAUGGCUCAUCUUCAGAGUUCAACCAUGGCCAUGAAGAGUGGGGAAAAUUUUUGCAUACAAAAGACAAAAUGUAUACAGACUUUGAUGAAAUUCGAACGGAAAUCGAAAACGAAACUGAACGUAUGGGUGGAACAAAUAAAGCUAUUUGCAGUGAUCCAAUUAAUUUGAAAAUUUUCAGUCCUCGUGUUCUGAAUUUAACUCUGGUUGAUCUCCCGGGAAUCACAAAGAUUCCAGUUGGUGACCAACCUGAAGACAUUGAAGCGCAAGUGAGAGAAUUGAUAUUACAAUACAUCUCGAAUCCAAAUUCAAUAAUUCUUGCUGUUUCUCCAGCGAAUACUGAUAUAGCAACUUCAGAAGCUAUAAAGAUGGCUCUUGAAGUUGAUCCAGCAGGAAGAAGAACUCUUGCAGUUGUUACAAAACUAGAUAUAAUGGAUGCUGGUACUGAUGCUAUUGAUGUUCUAUGUGGAAGGGUCAUCCCUGUCAAAUUAGGAAUUAUAGGAGUUAUAAAUCGUAGUCAACUCGAUAUCAACAAACGCAAAAACAUUUCUGAAGCAAUACAGGACGAACAAGAAUUUUUACAGAAAAAAUAUCCAUCGAUUGCGAGCAGAAACGGAACACGAUUUCUAUCAAAGACAUUGAACAGAUUGCUGAUGCAUCAUAUUCGAGAUUGUUUACCAGCUCUCAAAACGAGAGUAAACAUUCUCACAUCUCAAUUUCAAUCUCUACUCAAUUCAUAUGGGGAGGCAGUUGGAGAUCAGAGUGCAACUCUUCUUCAAAUUGUUACUAAAUUUGCUUCAGAAUACGUCAACACAAUUGAAGGAACAUCAAAAAAUAUUGAAACUACAGAAUUGUGUGGCGGUGCACGCAUAUGUUAUAUAUUUCAUGAGACAUUUGGACGGACUUUAGAAUCAGUGAAUCCGCUGGGUGGUUUAACUGAUCUUAAUAUUUUAACUGCUAUUAGAAAUGCUAAUGGACCUCGUCCAUCAUGGUUUGUUCCUGAGGUUUCUUUUGAAUUGCUGGUAAAAAGACAAAUCAAGAGAUUAGAAGAACCAUCAUUAAGAUGUGUUGAGCUUGUACACGAGGAAAUGCAACGCAUUGUACAAAGUAUAAGCGUCCAGGAAGUUGUCAGGUUUCCACGGCUACGAGAUUGCAUUGUUGAAGUUGUGACACAGCUGCUACGAAAACGUCUGCCUAUCACUAAUGAGAUGGUCACAAACUUGGUAGGAAUAGAGUUGGCUUACAUCAAUACAAAACAUCCAGACUUUUCAGAUGCAAAUAUAUCUGAACUUCUACAGCUAAACCAACAUCAAACUAAUGAUAAAAAGAGCAAACCAGUAGCAAUAAAUGAAGAGCAAUUACGUCAAAGAUUGAAGACUGACGACAGCAACGAUCCAAAGAGAAAUCCAUCUUUAGACGCUGUCCUGGAACCAAAUUCUGCAGUAUCAUCGGCUAUGGCACUAGGCAAGAGAUGGUUUGGUGCUGCAGGAGGCCAAAUGGCUGCUGCUUUACCAAAAGAUACAGGAGAUUUACAAGCUGUAACAAGAAGUGCUUAUCUCAGUCCAUCACGUCAAACUAGACAGCAACCUGUCAAUUUAUUAGAUGCGGAAAUGCCAAUCACAAGAAAAUUAUCUUCCCGAGAAGAAAGAGAUGUUGAUGUCAUUCAAAGAUUGAUACAUUCUUAUUUCCUAAUCGUGAGAAAAAAUAUUCAGGACAGCGUUCCGAAAGCUGUGAUGCACUUUCUAGUAAAUCAUGUAAAAGAUAAUCUUCAGAGUGAACUGGUUCGACAACUUUAUAAAUCAGAUCAACUCAACCAUCUAUUGACUGAAUCAGAAUCCAUAGCUCAAAGAAGAAAAGAAUCUGCCGAAAUGUUAAAAGCAUUACAAAGAGCCAGUCAGGUUAUUGGUGAAAUAAGAGACACUCAUUUAUGGUAGCGUUUCACAAGGAAGUUCAACAUGUCCAAGAAGUUUUCUAUUAUAGUUUGCUUGUGUUAACCCUAAAUGUUAUUUCUAUCAUUUUAUAUCAUAACUAUCAAUCAAUAGUUCGUUUCUAAGUUAUAUUCAGGAGAGAAUAUUUAAAACCUAUUUGAGUGCUAGUUUUAAAUUGGACAAUGUUACCACAGCAGUGAAAACAUGGUUGACUAAUAACUAUCAUACUGUGCUUAAAUUUUAAAAAGAUUUUCUAAUUUGUGCUCUUUCCUUCUGUUUUGAGUAUGAUGAGAAUAAUGGGUUAUGUUAAUUUUAGACCAUGUUAUUCAACUUUUAUUAUUUGUGUGGUAGAAUAAUUUGUUCUUGUAAACUGUGAAAUCUAUUGCUGCAAAUAUAUUAAAAGUAUAUACAUGAAAGAAGAUUCAAUCAUCUUCAAGUUGUGAUAGAGUAUUUAUGACAUUUGUUUUCACUGCCCCAAAUUAUUUACUGAGAAAAAGUCUGCCAUCAAAAUUCCAUUUCUAAUAGCCCUACAUUGGAUUGUCAUGGGGCAAACUGCUAGGAAAUAUCCUUUUCAAUGAAUUUGCUUAAUAUAAAUUUCUCUGUCGGCCCCUCAAAUCAAGUCCCUCAAUUAAGCAUGUUUUAUGACAUUAUGUUGAAUAGUAGCAUUAUUAAUAUGCAGUUCCUGAUGUUUAGUGUUUAUUAUAUCUUUUCUGUGAAUCAUUGACAGAAAAUUGUUGGAACAAAUCAAAAUAUGUUUUUCAGAUAAUUUUUUUCUGUGAUUCUGGAAUGAUUGUUGAGUUUUGCAAUUUUCUUAUUUUUGUUGUAACUUUUAUAUUGUAAUUCCUUUGUUUUUUCAUUGCUAUUUAAACGAAUACAAUCAAUUGAUAUUCAGAUAUUUGUUAAAACCUAUAUUGUCUCAUGCAUGCUUCAAACAGUCAUAGGAAAUAUUUCUUCAAAGGUAUUGUGUUGAUCAUGUAAAUUUAAGUGCACGUGGCUGAAAAUAAAUGGUAGACAGGCACGUA
This is a messenger RNA of Styela clava, 3418 nucleotides long. Its product is annotated as dynamin-1-like protein. NCBI's taxonomy places the organism in Eukaryota, Metazoa, Chordata, Ascidiacea, Stolidobranchia, Styelidae. Gene Ontology annotation, molecular function: GTPase activity; GTP binding; microtubule binding. Gene Ontology annotation, cellular component: microtubule; mitochondrion; cytoplasm. The record is from RefSeq and is a predicted model, not a curated record. Gene Ontology annotation, biological process: peroxisome fission; endocytosis; intracellular distribution of mitochondria.